Molecule: messenger RNA, 2735 nt
Organism: Eleginops maclovinus (Patagonian blennie)
Lineage: Eukaryota; Metazoa; Chordata; Actinopteri; Perciformes; Eleginopidae
Gene: aifm4
Product: apoptosis inducing factor mitochondria associated 4
Cellular component (GO): cytoplasm
Molecular function (GO): oxidoreductase activity, acting on NAD(P)H; 2 iron, 2 sulfur cluster binding; flavin adenine dinucleotide binding
Source: RefSeq, a predicted model, not a curated record
UAGCACUGCCCAUAUCGCAGUGAUAGAGCUGUGCACGAAGGAUGUAGAGAUGUUUCUCCAUUUCCAUGCAUUCCUGCAGGCAGAUUCAGGCAUGGGCAGUUGACUGACCCCAGCAUUGACGAGACUAAAAAACCCGACCGAGCCUCCGGUGGUUAGGAUCACUGAACUCAACUCCAUCGCUCAAAGGUUUUGUUGUGGGAGGAGCUCGCGGGCAGCACAUGACUCCGGCUAGAUAUCACGCGGGCAGUUCUCCUGUGCUCGCUAUUGAAUGCACGGAUGUAAAACGAUUGAAUGACCCCCGUUUGCUCUGCGGAAAACACUGCCGAGGACCAGCUAGAAACUGAUGCAUCUUCUCCCUCUUUAGUCAGAUCGAGGAAAACAGAAAUGAGUCACUGCCAAGAACCAGGUGAAGUUGCAGAGCAGGUUUUGGUGACGGGGCUGGUUUGUCAGGAGGCUGACCUCAAAGAUGGACAGAUGAAGGAGGUGAAGGUGGGGGAUCAGGAGGUGCUGCUGGUCCGUAGUCAGGGUCAGUACAGUGCUGUUGGAAGCCGAUGCUCUCAUUACAAUGCUCCUCUGAUCAAAGGAGCACUGGUUGGUGACAGGGUGAGAUGUCCUUUUCAUGGUGCCUGCUUUAAUGUCAGAACCGGAGAUAUCGAGUAUCCAGGUCUGGACUCUCUGCCCAGUUAUAAGGUAAAAGUUGAGGAUGGCAAGGUGUAUGUUUCCAUCGACAAAAAUUCUCUGAAUUUGACAAAGAGGGUGAAGGAGAUGUGCAGCAUGGUGCCAGACAUCAAACACACUAUUCUGCUGAUAGGAGGAGGCCCUGCCUCCCUGGUUUGUGCUGAGACUCUACGUCAGAACUGCUACCAGGGUCGAAUCAUUAUGGUAACCAAAGACAACAUACCUCCAUUUGACAAGCCCAAACUGAGUAAGGCUAUGAAUGUGGACAGCAGCAGCAUCCUCCUCCGACCAAGAGACUUCUAUCAGCAGUAUGGGAUUGAGGUGUGGACACAGAAGGAGGUGGUGUCGGUGGAUACAGCUGAUAAGGCAGUGAAGUUAAGCGAUGGCACUUUGCAGCACUACGAUCAACUCCUCAUCUCAACUGGCUGUAGAGCGCGGCCGCUCGACUGUCUUGGAUGGGACCUGAAGGGUGUGAAGUUACUGCAGAGCUAUGAAGACGCCAAAGAGAUUCACAACGCCUGUCUGGGCCAGAAAGCUGUCGUUAUUGGAGCCUCGUUCAUAGGUAUGGAGGUGGCGUCCUACUUAUCAGACAAAGCUGCCAGUGUGGCCGUGGUUGGCACCUCCAGCUACCCGUUCGAGAAGUCUCUGGGGCCAGAGAUUGGCAAAAUGACUAUGCAAAUGUUGGAAGAACAAAAUGUAAAGUUCUACAUGAACGAAAGAGUCACUGAGGUCCAAGGGGAGAACGGCAAGGUGAAGGGGGUGGUGCUGAAGAGUGGUCGAGUCCUGGAGGCGGAUGUGGUGAUCGCUGGAAUUGGUGUAAUCCCCAAUUCAGACCUCUUGGUGGGAAGCGAGUUGGAGUUGAACUCAGGGAAGGCUGUGGUUGUUGACAAGUUCAUGAUGACCAAUAUACCAGAUAUUUUUAGCGCUGGAGAUGUUACCUCUUUCCCUCUGAGCAUCCGAGGAGACCAAAGGGUCAACGUCGGUCACUGGCAAAUGUCACUAGCUCAAGGAAGAGUAGCCGCCCUAAAUAUGCUAAAGAAACAAACCAAAUGUGAGUCUGUUCCUUUCUUCUGGACUGUGUUACUUGGGAAGAGUAUCCGGUACACAGGCUAUGGAGAAGGCUACACAGAAAUCAUAUUCAAAGGCAAAGUGGAAGAGAGGAAGUUCCUGGCAUUUUAUAUUAAAGAUGAUGAGGUGGUAGCUGCAGCCAGCCUGAUGUUCGACCCCGCUGUGGCUUGUCUUGCAGAGCUGAUGGCUACGGGCCACGUCUUCACAAAGGCACAGGCUCAAGCUGAUGACCUGAGCUGGCUGCAGAUGUAACCUGAGGCCUGCUGUAUCCAGGUGAAACACAUCGCAGUGACGCAGGAGGUCACCUUUCUCUUUGUUUCCUUUUUCAAUGAAACAGUGCCAAAUUCGAUUGCUCCAUUUACUGCCUUGGGGAUGAAAGCCAACCAGAUCUCUGCUCUUAGUCAGAGAUGGAGGAAAAGCUUUUUGUACUUUGUGCAAUGUGAAUAAUCUCGUUUUUGUGUAACAAGCUAGCAUAGUUUGCUUGAUAUUGAAGUUUUAGUUUAUUUUAACUUUUAAAUACAACUGUGCACCCAAUUUGAACUUUUUUUCAAUAUAAUAAUAGUAACCAUAUAUUUCAUACUAUUUUAUACACUUAAAACAUCCUGGAAACACACAAUAUAUUAAAAUAUAUUUACAAGUUAGUAUUUGAAAAUCUAAAAUACAAAAGUCAUUUCAAACACAAAUGGAGAUAUCAGUACAUCUGGUUAGUUGUCACUUCAAUGCUAGAAUGAAUCAUGAAUGUUUAUAGCGGAGAUGUAGCUUAUUGUUUAUUGUGUAACUUGAAAUUCAAAUCUACAUAAUAAUAAAAUGUAAGCACUUUGUGUAAUUUCACCUUUACUUAUAAAAACGCUUGUGGUACAUAUCUAAAGCUCAGGGAUUCAAGAAAUCUGUCUGUUUAAUUCUUACUGUGUUUUUUUUUGUCUGGGAUUGGGAUAUUCUUCCUGAAAAUGUUUGUCCCAAUGACUUUAAUAAAUUAUCGCUAAACCUUU